Molecule: messenger RNA, 1459 nt
Organism: Musa acuminata AAA Group (dessert banana)
Lineage: Eukaryota; Viridiplantae; Streptophyta; Magnoliopsida; Zingiberales; Musaceae
Exons: 5
Coding region: 102-857 (251 amino acids)
Biological process (GO): GPI anchor biosynthetic process
Cellular component (GO): endoplasmic reticulum membrane
Source: RefSeq, a predicted model, not a curated record
AGCAAUACAGGGCCCAGUUUUAGGGCAUUCUUUGGAUCUUGAGCGACAGAGAUCGGGCCGUCGUCUUCGUUCGGCUCCUCUUCCACAUUUCCGCCGCUGCUAUGACGCCGAUUAAGAUGUUAUCAUUCAUUAGGGACAUCCUAUGGCAUCUUAGAGACCAGAAACUUAUGGUAUUUGGUCUUAUCUUCACAGUUUCAUCACUUAUCAAGGUGGACAGUUAUAAUAAGAUUUCUGACCAUGUUGGAAAAAGCAGUCAGAGACUUGUUGGCUGUUGGCCAGUCUCUGAAGCAUAUCUUACUAGUUCAUACUUUGCACAACAGAAAAGCCUGUUUGAUUCAGAUUGUCAUGAUUAUCUAGCUGGAGAGUUUAGUUCCGGUGACUUCUGUAAAGGGAUGGCUAGUGAAAUUAGCUUGCUUCAACUUUCAGAUCUCCAGCGACGACUUCAUGGUGAAGGAUCUCAUCGUCACUUAAUAUCCACCUUGAAAUUCAUGAACAGAUCAUACAUUAGGUCUUUGCUUGACUCUCACGACUGCAAAGCAGUAAUAAUCGAGAGACUUCCAAUCGGUAUUUUUGCUGAUUUAUUUGAGCUACAGCAUCUUGUCCACCGCAAAGUUUUUUUGGACGCUGCUGUUUUCGGAGACACAAAUUUGGAAUUGCCCUCUGCACUCUCCAACAGAUCAAUUGUUGAGGUUCACAUGAACAUUGGCCAUGAGAAUCCUUUGAGGGGCUAUGAAACUGUACUGGAACUUCCUCUGCAUGCUAGAUACCCGAGGAUGAUCAUCAAGCUGGAAGGAGUGUCAUCAGAAGCUGCUAUUGUUUCAACAGUCUAUGAGAUUGUUGAUUAUUGUGCCAGCUAAAUUAUCAUUUCAUUUUUCUUUUCAGAUGAGGUAGUUCCAGUAUAUGUCUCCUGUAUUUGCUUUAAGCAUCUCGGCAGCUGUAGAUUUGAAUGCCUGACUACUAAUGAAAUGGUUGCAAUAGAUUACUAGCAAACACCAGGAAAAUUAGGAGCUGACUAAGCAAGCUUUUUACUUUCUCUGGACUGGCUGAAAAAAGCUACCUUAGCAGAAACUUAGAAGUAAAUUUUGACAUGUCAAGCAUGUAUGUCAUUUAAGGUACCUCUUCCAUAUUCUACUUCCACAUCUUUCAUUGAAGACUUAUAUCAACUCUUGAACUUCCACCAGCUUCCCAGUAUCAUGUUCUCAUGCUUCCUGAAUACUUUUGGAUGAUCUGUUACAAUGUUUCUCCUUUCCGUGAAGUCAGGUCUAUCAGCAUUCUACAAUAACACAAUACCUUUGCACAGAGGUGAUAAAUAUCCUAAAAGAAGCAUGAACUUACUGUAAUCUGGGCUUGGAAUCAAGCUUAUUUCCUUUUGUAAAUGCCUUUUAUGUUGCAUUUGUUUGCUUUUCAAACUCUCUUCCAAUUACCAAACUCAAUUAGGAUUCCUGAAACAUGUCAUUUC